AUGACGUCGAGGGCCUUUACGGAAGGCAAGUUUCUCGUGCCGCCUGAUUUACGGCGACCUCUACCGGAGCCGAAGAAAAAGGAGCUGCCGCCCAAGCCGAGAUCAAAGUCAAAGUUAACGCAACUAACGCAACCCGCGAAAUCGCCCCAGCCCGAGUCAAGCAAGCGUGUGAAGUUCGCGAAGUCAAAGAGGUCUACGAAAGGAAAGAAGCCAAAGCCACAAAAACAACCUGAACAACCAAAGCCACAGCACCAACAGCAACAUGAGCCGAUACCUCCGCCACCGUUCCAACCGCAUCCAUUCCGACGGGAGACAAUACUUGAGCUGAGGCAGAACCCGCCGAGUCUGUCUGCAGCGCCGACCAAAGAAGCUACAAUGAAGUCUCAGAUCGCUCUGCCCAGAGUCAAGCCGAAGAAAGUCAAAAGGCGUAUGGCCACUAUCUACGACGUUAUUGCCCGUCGUGUCGGUCCUCAUGGAUUCCUUAAGAAGGCGAGGGCUUCCAAGUACCGGGAUACCACAUCGUCAACACAAAAAUGCAUUGCCCCGAUGGAUCAUCUCUUUAAAAGACCGGUCCAUUGGAACAACAAGGUCAAGGGAGAACCGUACUUGAAAACCGACAAACUUCCCCCGGAUAACCCCAUGGACCGGAAGAUGAAGUACCCCAGGAACAGAUUCCCCGAUAACGAUCUUCUCACUGCGAUGCACGCCUACGCCGCCGACAAAUACAUCUUAGGACACGAGCGAGGCCGAAAGAACCGGAAUUUCGUUAGCUUUAACGAGUCAGCCCUACUCGCAUUCGGCAUCUUAAUCGAAGAGCUGAGCAGAUCCGCAGUUGGUCCCAGCGGAGACAUUCCUAUGCUUCGUCCUUCUGUACCAGAAGCCGAGGAGAACAGGAAAAUCGACGCACUGGAAUGGUGGUGGCGAGGCAAUAAACGCCGCAAGGACCAAAAAUUUGUUCGUGAGAACUAUCGUGUUGAAUACAAUGGGAAUCGGGUGCGCUUUGUUCGUACGCGAAAGAGAAAGUCAAAGAGUCAGCCUGAGGAGGAAGUCAAGGACGAAGGCACGGAUGCAAAGCCUGAGGAUACAGAUGGACACUCCGUCCAGGACGAGCGCAGCACUUCCAUUCCGCGCAGACCUAGGCCUCUUAAACGUCGCAGGUCUACGUCCAGAAGCCAAUCUGUGUCUCGUUCCCGGGCCGGUUCUAAGAAGAGGAGGGUUGAGCUGUCGUCUGAAUUUGUUCACGACAGUGAUUAA
Messenger RNA from Penicillium atrosanguineum, 1254 nucleotides. RefSeq lists its product as uncharacterized. Gene Ontology annotation, cellular component: RNA polymerase I upstream activating factor complex. Gene Ontology annotation, biological process: nucleolar large rRNA transcription by RNA polymerase I. Lineage: Eukaryota; Fungi; Ascomycota; Eurotiomycetes; Eurotiales; Aspergillaceae. The transcript has 2 exons. The coding region runs from base 1 to 1254 and encodes 417 amino acids. The record is from RefSeq and is a predicted model, not a curated record. Gene Ontology annotation, molecular function: RNA polymerase I cis-regulatory region sequence-specific DNA binding.